CGCAGGUCUUCAGAGAUGCAGCAGUAGUUUGGUAGUUUGGUAGUUUGGUGGUUGGACGCAGUAACAAGCUGAUGGACGUGUGUGUGUCUGAGAGACUUUAAACAUGUGUAAAGAACAACAACUGCUGGAUUAACUUUAACAUUAUCUUCAAGAAAGAGCAGGGGAAAGCUUUACUGAGGACAAUUGUCGUCGGGAGGAAAGAAAUUGGCAAAUUCGCUCCAGAGGCCUGAGUGCCAUGCCAGAGGGGUCCCAUUCUGCUCUCCACCAGGGCCCAAUGGGGGAAGAAUCUCCUCAGUUGUCCUCGCCCCUCUCCACCAGUGAACAUGACCAGGCAAACGUUGACGUGGGCCCAGACUGUUACAGCCGGUUAUGCGUGGAGCCGCUGGACGGAGAGGGUGAACGUCCAGUGAGCCUGGUGUCCACCCUGUCCUCUGGUUCAUCCCGUGAUAGUCACAGCCUUUUUGGGAGCACCGCAGCCCUUCCUUCCUACACAACCCCACCCGCACAGAGCGAGGAGGACAUAGACUUGGAGCUGAGCCCGGCAGAAAGCACCGGGGACCGGGCAGGUGACCGGAGUCCCACCCUCACAUGCUCCAGGGGCCGCUGGCAGGAACGGCUGGUGCCCAGGGUGAUCAGCCACCAGUGGAACAACAACGCCACCUCCAACAGGAAGGCAAGUGGUGAAAUACCUCACAUCACCACCUCGCCCGUCAUCACGCGUGCCAUGGCGCCCAACCCAAAGCUGACCUAUGUGGACCGUGUUGUCAUGGAGAUCAUUGAGACAGAGCGCAUGUACGUCAAGGACCUGCGCAGCAUCGUGGAGGACUACUUGGCUCACAUUAUCGAUAUGAGUAACCUUCCCAUACGGCCAGAGCAAGUGUGUGGCCUGUUUGGAAACAUAGAGGACAUCUAUGAGUUCAACAGUGAACUGCUGCAGUCCUUAGACAUGUGUGAGAACGACCCUGUGGCCAUCGCUCGAUGCUUCGUAGAUAAGAGUGAAUACUUUGAAAUAUACACUCAGUAUUGCACCAACUAUCCCAACUCAGUGGCAGCACUGACCGACUGCAUGAGCAGUAAAACGUUGGCCAAGUUCUUCAGGGAUCGGCAGGCUGCUCUGAAGCGCUCCCUCCCUUUGGGCUCCUACCUGCUGAAGCCGGUCCAGAGGAUCCUGAAGUAUCACCUGCUGCUUCAGGAAAUUGCGAAGCACUUUGACUCAGACGAGGAGGGCUAUGAGGUCGUUCAGGAGGCCAUAGAUACCAUGACCGGAGUGGCCUGGUACAUCAACGAUAUGAAGAGGAAACACGAACACGCUGUCAGAGUGCAGGAGAUCCAGUCUCUUCUCAUCAACUGGAAGGGUCCUGACCUGACCACCUAUGGAGAGCUUGUGCUGGAGGGCACCUUUCAUGUCCUGCGGGCGAAGAACACCCGCACACUCUUCCUCUUCGAAAGGAUGCUCCUCAUUACCAAGAAAAGAGGGGAACACUAUGUCUACAAAACCCACAUCUCAUGCUCCACCCUAAUGCUACUUGACAGUGCCAAGGAUCCCCUGCUCUUCAGUGUCAUCCAUUUCAAGCAUCCCAAGCAACCCCAUACAGUGCAGGCCAAGUCCGUAGAAGAGAAGCGUAUCUGGGCCCAUCACAUUAAGAGGCUCAUUCUUGAGAACCACAACACCAUCGUCCCACAGAAGGCAAAAGAAGCCAUCCUGGACAAUUCUAACUAUCCAGGGAAGUACCACUUUAGUCCCGAGAGGCUGACGAAAGCAGAGUACUGCCAAGCUGACGACUUCCAUCUUGGAAGGCGAAAUGAGAGAAGGAGAUCAGAGCCUGCAAAACAAAUCAGAAGGAGCACAAAAGCUGUUUUGAAGCAUGCAGACAGUGUGGGUGCACUGCUGGGGGAGAGGUGCUCCCUUCAGCCGGCCACUAGUGUCAGCACGCUAGCCUCCAGUCUCGGCGAGCCCCAGGCUGAGAGGCCGUGUGUGGACGAUCUAAUUUCCAGAAGGGACUCUCUGGAGCAGUUCAGUCCUACUGACAGUGACCCGAAACUGGGCUCUUCACCCAGUGAGGGGUUGCUGGAGAAGGAAGAGGAGGAGGAGGAGGAGGAGGAGGAGAGUUACAAGGAAGAUAUACUGAUGGGAGAAGACCAGGUAGCGGACUUUGCCAGCUCAGUGCUCGCAGCCAUCUCCUGCUGGCACUAUAGAGCCAGGGCUUUGCUUUCUACUCACUUCACAACGGAUGAUCAGAUCAAAGAUGCGGCUGAACUGAAAACUACGGAGACAGAGGAGGUAGAAACUCACAUGCAGGAGGAAAAACAUGUGGAUGUGGCUGUGAAAGAAACUCUCGCCACACAGGUCAACGUGGAGGAGCUGUGCCCUCUAGGCUGUGUCCCUCAAGCGAAGAAGAGCGAUCAGCAGGAGGUGCAUGACUCCCAGUGGCCCGAGUCUCCCGUCUACCAUUUGCAACAAGAAGCCGACACCCCAGAAUCUCAGGAUACCUCAAGAGAAACGGGAGAGGAAGAAGAAGGGGAGAGCGAUACCUCUGCUCUCCAAGUGGAGGAGACGAGUGUCCUGACGAACGGGGAGCUCUCAGAGGAGGAAGAAGAGGUGCUUUCAGACAAUAAAAGCAUCCUACCUUCCUCUGUGUUGGACCAGGCAAGUGUGAUAGCUGAGCACAGGACCCUGUCCAGACGGAGCAGCCAUGUGGAGGACUUGGAGGCCUUAGCCUGCCCCUCACCCUCAAUAGAUAAUGACGUCUUCAAAAGCCCCUUGGCUUGCAUGGACUUAGAGCAACAGACUCAAACGUUGGUCAGCUCUUCCCCAGAACCACAGGUGACCUCAGAGGCUAAUCCGUCAAAGUCUGCACACGAUCCUGCACUGAACGCCCUCAUUGAAGGGCAACUCAGGUCCACUCUGUCUAAACAAGAUCGCCUCCUCAUCUGCAAGAUCAGAACAUACUAUGAGGACGCUGAGCACCAAGAUGCUGACUUUAGCAUCAAGCGCAGGGAGAGCCUCUCCUAUAUCCCAGCAGGUCUGGUCCGGCAACUGAGCCGACAGCUUAACAGUGUUCCUAAGGAGCAGGCCGACCCAGUUCAGCGGAAAGGCGCCUCUCGGAACCGCCCCACCUCCUGGUCUGUGUUUGACCUUCCCGGCUUGGAAAAGAGUCGAAACACUGACACUCAUCAAAAGACUGAACCACAGAGACCAGUGGAAGACAAGGCUAGACCUCAGAGCAUGAUGGAUGCCUCUACCACAGAAGAAGAGUUCAGACCCUCAUCAGACAUGCUCAAGGUUUGGCAAGACAUGGAAAUGGUGGCGGAAAGCCAUGAAGUCCUGCAGAUUGCAGAGGAGGAACUUGAUGACUCAAGAUUAGAAGCAACACAGGACAUCAGCUCAGACAUCUCAGAUGAUAAAACCAGUAAGCAGCAACCUCCUAUAAUAGAAGAGUCUGAAAUAAGCACAGCCUCUGACGGCUCCUCCUUCUCAUCAUCCACCACAACUUCUCCAGCAGUGGAGGGGGGAUCCUGUCAGGACUCUACGUCCCAAGACAAGAGCCACGUCGACCACGGCCAACUGCCCAAGAUCAUUAGCUUCCGAAACAGUAUGGACGAGGACCAGAUCCUACAAGACAUGGGAAAAAUGAAAAACAAGGUGUUCCAACUGGCACGUCAGUACAGUCAGCGCAUCAAAAAUAACAGACCGUUAGUCUGGCAGAGGAACCGAGAAAGAGCAAGUCAACAGGGCUUCAAGAGUUUGCCUGCUGUCCACGAGGAGAGGGUGCAAUCGAGGAAAAAGGGUAAACCCAACCUGAGGUUGCCCUUGAACACUUGCAAUCAGUCGAUCAUCCACGAAGAGCGUUCUCCAAGCCCGGUCGAGGCCCCCAGCUCUGGAGCCAGCGCCCAGAGCACAGCUACCUGCCCACAAAGCCCGCCGACGGAGACCGAGACCUUCCACUGGCCUGACGUACACGAGCUGCGCAACAAAUACACAGACACCUCCCGCUCGUCAAAACUAACCCGCAGCUGCACGGUCCCAAACGGGAUGCUGGAGUGCUGUACGAACAAGUGUAACGGCUGCUCACAGAAGUACAACAGCUCCUCUGACCUUCACGAAGCUCCGACAGACUGUCCGAGGACACAGUCUGAAACGGUAUACAAAGAAAUGUGUCCUGUGGUAGAGGACUGGGCCCAGCCCCAGCUUCAGCCCCUGCUGUGCAGGUGGAGCUCCUUGGACCACAUGCUUGGCUCUCUUCCCCUCCACGAAGUACAGAACCUUCAGGAACCUAUGAGGAGCUGCUACACAGCCAGUCAGGUGUCUCUGAUAACAAAAGAAACUGGCAAAGACGGGGACAACGUUCUGCAGGAGGGUCUAGACGGUGCCACAAAGUCUGCUGCCCCGGGGUCAGGGAAAAUGACGGAAAGUAAUCUAGUGAAAAGCUUACGAGAGAAGUUCCAGAGCUUAACCACAAGCUCAUGAACAUGUGAAUUAUGUACAUUUGUAUUAUCAGGGACUAUCACGUGGAAACAGUAUCUGCCAGCUACCUGAUGCUUCUCAACGUCCCUUUUUCCACCCAGAAGAAUGCAACCUGUUGUCUGCGCUUAUAGGGGACACGGUGAUAAUGGUGGCACCAGUGAAACAUAAAGGGAUAUUAUUGGUCAUUGGUGAAGGCCAUGAGGGGAAAGCAUAUUGUCUUUAAAAAGGAGUAUUGCAAUAUUUGUACAUUGGGUAUUUGUCUGCACUGUACAAUACAAGUUAAUGUAAAAAUGUGUAUAUAGUCCCCCCUAUCAAUUGAAGAUUAGGUUCUACUUUAUUAUUAUUAUUAUUAUUAUUAUUAUUAUUAUAUGCAUCUAUUUCACUGUUGGUGAUUCUUGCUAUAACCACUAUAGCAUCAUUUAACCAUGUAAACUGUCAGCUGGAGUUUCAGGGGAAAGCAAAAAGGAGCUAAAGUGUCAUUGACGAGAGAGCUGUGUCUCUGACCGUACACCAAAGAGAGUUUCCCUUUAACAUUUGUUGACUUUAAUGCAUGUGGUCACAGCAGCGAUUUGCUUCGACGUUUACUGUAGCUGCUUCUAAAACUGUUUUCACAUACUGCAUCACUGGAGCUUUAUUUUUCCUCAAUAAGUUGUAUAUUUUCUUUAAUAUUAUUUAUGAAACUGUAUAUUUGGGAGAGAUUGGCCUCAUGUAAAUACUGACCUGUAGCAAACCCUUUUUACUUUUCCAUUCCAGAAAAUAUUGUUUCAUACUUGAAGUUUCCCAUAUUUUCAAUAAAAACAGAAAUGGCAAGUGUCCACAUAGGUCCCCCUCUUUACCCUGUCAUGCAUCUCAAAUACAGUAUAUCCAUUAGGGCUGGGCAAUAUGAGGAUACAUAUCGUCAAAACGAUAUUAAAAUGACUAUCGUAUAUAUUUUUCUAUAUUG
Sebastes umbrosus (honeycomb rockfish) is the source of this 5408-nucleotide messenger RNA. Its product is annotated as pleckstrin homology domain-containing family G member 3. The record is from RefSeq and is a predicted model, not a curated record. Lineage: Eukaryota; Metazoa; Chordata; Actinopteri; Perciformes; Sebastidae. The coding region runs from base 236 to 4468 and encodes 1410 amino acids. The transcript has 19 exons. Gene Ontology annotation, molecular function: guanyl-nucleotide exchange factor activity.